AUGUUCUUAAGAUUAAGAGUAAUAAAAAUUUUAAUUGCUUAAACCCAUUUAAAAAGAGAAUUCAAAUAUUCACUUCUAAGUAUUGGUAUUUAAUUUUUCUCACUUCAGGCUAAAGUUUACUUUAUACUUUAGUAAAAUGUCAUGGGUGGAUUUUCAACUUAUAACUUAGGGAUAAAGAUGCUGGUAUCAAUCCUUUAAUUGUGCGGAUUGUGUUUAUCAUAAUUUAUGAGUUGUUCAAUUCAAUUCGGUCUUUCAAUAAACAAAAAUAUAGGUACUUAGCAGUUCUCUACUAAUUGGUUAAACAUUCAAGGGAUAUUUCCAUAUUAGUAUUAGCCGCUUCCCUUAGAGUCGAAUCUUUACAACAUAAAGACAUUCACAAAACGCAGAAGUAAUUAUAAAUUUACUGAAUAAUCAAGGCGAGCAUAAAUCAAAACCCAUAUCAAAAUGAAAUUAUCCACUAGCUAAAUCUCAUUGACUGGGUUGAAUGCUACUACUCCGUUCAAUUCUGACGAUAUCAUUCGUUAAGCUGAAGUUUUAGUAAGUCUACUAAAAUCAAGAAUAUGUAUGAUGAUUUCGUUUUCUUUUUAAUAUACAUAGUAGUAAUUGUGGCCUAUUUCUUCUCAUAUUUCCGUUCGACUUGCGGAUAUGUUUGCAAUCAAAUCAAUUAUUUUUAGUAUUAUGCUUAAAAUCCAAUGCAUUUGUAUUAAAUAUUAUUUGUUUUGCUAUGCAAUCGAUUUUGGGUGUAAUAAUCUCUGUGCCUAUAAUACUAUUAGAUCAUUACAUAGCUGUGUUCUUUGACAAGAGUGCCAUUCAGAAUAAAAUAAAGAAAUGCACAUAUAAUUUUAUAAUAAUUAAUGGAAACUACUAUUUUAGAAUGUAAUAUUUGGAUGGUUGAGUAUGUUGAAAAUGACAAAAUAAUUUAGUUACAAUAUAGUAAUAUGUAAAUCUAUUAUUUAAUAAAAGGCAUCAUUUCCAUGUACAAUGUCUAUAAGCUUGGAUGAAAAUAAAAUAAUAAUGUCCAAUUUGCCGUAAAUGGAUUUGA
Messenger RNA from Paramecium octaurelia, 1042 nucleotides. The record is from the annotation of a GenBank genome assembly. NCBI's taxonomy places the organism in Eukaryota, Ciliophora, Oligohymenophorea, Peniculida, Parameciidae.